AAUUAAUCCGCGCAUGUCAGAGGGAGAAAAAUCGACAUAUUUUUGUUUUCAUUGUAAACAAAAACUGGUAAAAGGUUGUGCAAUGUGAAACCAGUGAAAGGCCACGAACACAUCAGUCAUGUCAGCGGAAUGUACAUCUACCCAGGGCGAGCAGACACUGUCUGGUGAGACCCAGGAUGAAAACCCUGCAAAUGAGAUUACUAGCAACACAGACGUGAAUAGCAGCCCUAACAGUCUAGGCUUCGUUGAUUAUAAAGAUGACCAGGCUGAGAAUCCACCAUUGGUUUAUGGACCUGCAAAUUACCAUGACCAGGAUGUCUUACUUUCAUAUUCUAACUCGGACAGUCAAGUAUACAAUAAAGAUACUAAAGAUGGUAACGGCAUCCGUGGGCAGUGUGGCCUUUACAACCUGGGUAACACAUGCUUCAUGAACUCUGGCCUGCAGUGCCUCAUGAGUACGGUGCCCAUGGUGAAGUUCCUCAUCAGUUACCAUGGAAACGAGAAAACCAAAGACAGCACAUUGCUAGGAGAGUUCCGCAGACUGUUUGGGAAGAUCUGGAGUGGCCAGUUCUCGGUGGUUUACCCGAAGGAGUUUAAGCAGAUCCUGGGCAUCUAUCAUCCCCAGUUCCAGGAUUAUAGGCAGCAUGACUGCCAGGAAUUCCUGGCCCUUUUAUUGGACAGCCUACAUGAGCAACUCAACUUCAAGGGACAAUGGACCAAUCAGAACACAGAGGCUGGACCUAGCUGCAGUAAACAGCCAAUCACGUAUGAGCACAACAUAAACAACAAAACAUGCAGAAGAAACGUACCUCAGACGGUAGCAAAGAAUCAAACGUGCGAUAAAUCGCGGAAUGCCAAUUCUAGAGAAUCAACGUUGACGUUUGAUAACAUGAAGGGCUGCAAAUCACCAGAGAAUUCGAGCUCUGUAUCAACGUUGACAUUUGAUAACAUGAAAUCACCAGAAAGUUCAAGCUCUGAAACACCAGUCGAGGAAAGUUCGAUGAACAGACCUCAAGUGUGCAAGAGUAAAGGCAUACAGAAUCUUAUAUCAUACACAGUAAACCAGAUCUCAGAAGAUAGCAAUCAUUCCAAUCUGUCGGAACAAAGCUCGGAUUCUGAUCAGUGUUCGGUGAUGAAGAAUCUGAAGUUACGAUCCAGUCCAUGCGAAGGGCUGUCAAAUAAAAUUGUUAACGACUGUGCGGACAAAGACUGCGGCGUAUCGUCCACAGAUAUGGACGAUGUUGAUAUGGAAACAGAGGGAGAGGGCACUGAUAAUUUUGGGGAAGAGAUUGUUAGUUUUAAGCGUGUUUCUAGUCUUCAGGAUUUGAGGCUGUCUGCCAAAGUUAAAAGCAUGACAAAGGCCUCAAGCGAACAAGAUUUACUGUGGGACAGCCGUGUUGACUCAGACUGUGAUAUUGAUAAAACUGGCUCUGCUAGUUUGGACUUAAAGGAAUCAGUGGGUAAAAGUACACGUUCUGAACAAAUGGAGGCCAGCUUUGAACCACAGGUUCUGAACAAUGCUAUUCCUAUGGUGUCUGUGCCGUCCCUUGUGGAUUUGUACUCAAAGGAAACGAAAACUCUCAACACAAAUGUGCUGGCAACCGAGUUCAUAUCUGAAACUGUGAUGAAUACAGAUUCGGAAAAGUUUGCCAAAGAGGACAACACCAGUAGAAGUGAGGCAAUGAUUGAAGAAGAUGACAUCCUGCAGAGUAUAGCUGAGGUGACGACAAAAACAGACGGAUACGAGACAAAGAGAGUCAAAGACAUCAACAUUCGUGCGGACAAGAAGACGAAAUUUCCGAAAGGGGCUUGCGGGGGUAAUAGCAUUCCCGAGAAAGAGGAGUGUUUUUCGCUUAGUGGCGUAAAGAGGAUGAAGUUUGAAGGGACGGAGAAGAAUCUGCAGAUGCAGGAGAUGUGUAAGCUGCAGAAAGAGGCGUUGCUGUGUGAGGCAAUGAGGUCUGACCGGCCGAGUACCAGCAGAGGGAACACUGGAGUGGAGUCCACAUUCAAGAAGGACACAAGUCCAAGCCUCGGCAGUGACAUCGAGAGUGAACUACCUGACCCUGAAGAUGCCGACAUGGACUUGUCUGAUGUGGAGGAUGGGCCGGCUGUGAUGUCAUGUGACGUGUCAUGUGACCUGGAGGCGGCGUACACGGCACGGGACGUGGUUGCUGCUGAGGAGGCGUGGCAGAAAUACCUGAACAGGAAUGACAGUGUCAUUGUGGACACUUUCCAGGGGCAGUUCAAGUCUACGGUGGUGUGUGGAGAGUGCAGCCAGGUGUCUGUGACGUUUGAACCCUUCAUGUACCUUUCAGUGCCAGUACCUCGCGCAAUGGAGAGGCAGAUAUGUAUAGUGUUUAUUUCACCCGGUGUGGAGCCCACCCAGUACCUGCUGGUCAUGCACAAACAAGACAAGGUUUCAAAGGUCAAACAAGAACUCUGUAAUGUGAUUGGUCGAAAUGUUGAUGACAUCAUCAUAGCUGAGGUGUUGGAUUGGCAUGUCUCAAGAAUAUUGGAAGACAACACCAUGCUACGUUACAUCAAUGACUCCACCAGGAAACUGUAUGCAUUCGAGAUGGACAGCAUCAGCGUAACACACAACCUAGACAACCUUAGCUGCUCCCAAAUGGGGACGUCCGAUCCCAAUGAUGUUUUCUCCCACGUUGAAACCUUUACACAAAGCGGGAACAUUAAAUCUGAGCGGGCGACCAGUCCAGACGAAUCUGUUACCUCGGCGUACGGCUACAACAAUGAUAACGGGGACCAGUCUAAUUACGUGUCACAUUCCAACAACGACCUUGACAUCAUGGGAACCGGCCUCUGGGAAUGGGGUCAAAGGUCAAACACGGAAAAACGUCGGGGAAGCCUGGAGACGGAACCUGAGGAUGGUUGGCUGGGGGCUGAUAGCACGACCGCUGUGGCCUCAUCGGAACCGGAUUUGACUGAGGUGGUUUCCUCAGCGAUAAGUGGUUCCAGCCAAUCAAUGGAGGUCGGGGAGAAAGGGGUCGUGAGUAGUUCGAAGGGCGGGAAGGAGAAUGACUGGAAGUCGUGUGCAAUCUGUCUGGAGGAGCUUCCUGAAAUGGACCUCAUGGUGCAUACAACGUGCAGUGGAACUUUCUGCUCUACUUGCCUUGAGAUGUCUGUUCAGCAUUACAGUGAGAGUGCCUUUUGUUGUCCGGUGUGCUCAACCCCUGCUGAGAUCACAGAAGACUUUGUGCCGCUUGCAAAUGCUGCCAACCACAAGCCCAAAACAAGGAUUAUUGCUGUUCCCAUUUCGUACCGCUGUGAGACGGGGCUGACAGGGGACACCACUCCAUGUCUGUUUGCUCACCCAGACGUCAUCAGCCUACCCAGUAACCUCCCCUGGCAGCACAUACGGGACUGCAUUCUAGCGCGGCACCCGUAUCUGUCUGAGUUUCGAGUGAUGCUGACUGAUGGAACGGGACUGAAGUGUUCCCGCUGUCUCUACAUCGAGCACUGCACAGGCUGCGAGAUCCCAGAACAAGGGGAGGCAAUACUAAGGCCCGGGGACAACCUGACAGUCAGUGUAUCCCGUCUCCCAGACAAUUUUACGGAUGUGUGUAGGGGGCUCGUCAAUCAUCCCUCGAUGGAGAACAAGGUGUCUGAUGACCCGGUGACAUUGAUGGACUGCUUUAGGGCUUUCACGCAAAGUGAAGACCUGGAUGAGCACAAUCCCUGGUUCUGUCCUCACUGCAAACAGAACCAACGCGCCAAGAAGACUAUGACGGUGUGGCAGUAUCCGGAUACACUCAUCAUUCAACUGAAAAGGUUCGUGUUCCAUGAGCUGGCCAGUACCAAGGUCGACUGCAAGGUCGUAUUUCCUAUCGAUGACCUUGACCUCAACGAGUUCAUAUCAGGACCAAAGACAAAGAACCUCGUGUACAAUCUUUACAGCUCUGUGUGCCACUAUGGUGGUGCUAAUUCGGGUCAUUACACGGCCUACGCCAGACACCCCGUGGAUGGCAGGUGGUAUUUCUACAAUGACGAGACCGUCACAGAGAGUACACCCAGUGACCCCGAGUUCUCCAGCACAUACAUGCUCUUCUAUCAACGAAAAGGUACUGACAAAGCCAUACAUAUCCCAGAAGACCUUGACCUACAUAUUGACACCGAUGAUCUUCAUUUCGACCCCGUGACCUCAAGCGAUGCUGACACAUCAGUGACCUUUGACCCAACUGAAAGGGAGGUAACUCCACCUGGAAACGCCUCAUCACCAUCGCACUCGAGUCACUCAUUGGCGCCAUCAGCAGGCAUGUUUGACAUGUCCAUCGAUGUCAAGGUCAAGGGUCGAGAUAAAAACGACAGUGGAAGUAGUGAUAAUGUGGGAAGGCAACAGAAGACAGAAUUAGCUGAGGCCGACAGUACUGUAGGAUCGUUCGACUUUUAUUCUUGAACUUUUGUUUUUUAUAAUAAAAAUUUAGCAUUGCUCUGGUAAAAUGAGGCUUUAUGCAUGUGGGUAAAGUGUCCCAGAUCAGUAUGUGAAGUCGCACAGGCUUGUCAUGGACGACACUUUCUGUCAAAACUGGAUUUUCACUGAGAAGAGACUUCUUAACCCAUGUAUGCCUAGUGGACUCUCCCGUCAUUCUAAAUUGGAUCAAUGAAUUUCGAAAAUUAGGGAUGUCUAGUGUAUUUAUUUCUAUAUUUAGAAUAUUUCUUACAUAAAUUUCUUUAAACAAACAGCGCAGACCCUGAUGAGACGCAUCAUGCGGUGUCUCAUCUAGGUUUUCGCUGUUUGCCAAGGCCUUUUUUUUAGACGCUAGGCAUAAAUGGGUUUAAGAAACAAUACCAUGCAAUGACAGUCAGAAAAUGUUGUCCCUGAUAAGCCUGUGCAGACUGCACAACCAAUUCUUGGACGAUGCUUUACGCCAAUGCAUCAAACCCCUUUUUCAUAGAGCCAGGCUAAGUUGUUGUAGGAAUACUGUCUUAAAUAGGUUAAAAAAAUAACAUGAGAUAGUCAUCCUGAUUCUGCUAGAAAUAUCAAGCAAAGGACAUUGAUAGCAUUGGACAUGUCUUUUUUACUGAUGACAGGUUUUACUUUACUAUCUUCUCAAAACAAUGUUUUGGUUCUGUAAUAAUUCUAUGUAAACAGAUGAAAAUCAUGUUCAGUAAGCUAAUGGAAGAUUUGGAAUGUGUGACAAAUACGUUGUAAGAUUUUCUCGAAUUUAUUCUUAACCCAUUUUUUCAAAGUUCAUAUCCAUUUGAUCAGCAUUUUACAGUUGCAUUUAUGUAAUAGAUUUCACAUGGUAAACAGUUUUGUAUUGUACAUUACAGUAUCAAAUUGUAGAUCUUCAAUGCUCACAUGGGAGAUUAAAAAAAAUUGAAAUCAUGGUCAGUUUUAUGCCAUCUAUUAAUUGAAAUAUCUUCUAUAUGGUUAUAUUGGCUAGACAAGGCAAAGAUUAAAACAGAGACAUUAUUUGAACUUUUAAGAUGUACAGUGAUACAGCGAAGGUAUUCAUUAUUGAAGUAGUUUGCAGUGUGAAAUAUGAUGGUUAUCCUGUUAGUGAAGCAGCAAUUGAACAGGCUUCGAUUCAUAUGAUGACUAGUGCAUUUUUAGUGGAUGUAUUUGUGAUGUCUUUGUUGUUGAUAUUUUUGUAUUUGACGGUACUGACUGUUAGGGUUUACAGGAUUUCCGCUCCGAAGCUUGGAGUAUUUACACGUGAGGCUUGUUCUGAGAAAAGGGGGCUAAAUGCAUGUGCGUAAAGUGUGGUCCCAGAUAAGCCUGUGCAGUCCGCACAGGUCAAUCAUGUAGGUCACUUUACACUUAAAUAAAAUUGUUCGUUUAAAAGGUCUCUUCGAGAUGUAAAUCCAUUGUAGACACUAUGUGCAAGACUGCACAUUCUAAUCUGGGAUGAUUCCUAGCACAUACAUGUAUGCAUUACACCCAGUUUGACCAUGUGUCUUUGUACUAGUAUAUUGUAUUUCAAUGAAUCCAUUUUCAUGUUCUGCUUUCUUAAGUGUUUUAAGACAAAUUUUAAAACUUGAGAGAGGUAGUUUUCUGUCUAGAUUUCAUUUUGAUACUUAAAAUUACAAAUUGCUUUAAAUAAAAAAAAUCUUAUCUGUACAUGAGUUAUUUAAAUGGUUAGGUUUUCAGUUUAAUUAUUUGAUCAAUCAACACACAAUUCUAUUAGGACCAUUUAAUUCAGUAUAUGUCUAUGAUAAAAAUUGUAUUCAAAUCUUACUGGGUGGCAGUUGUAAAAUAAUUAACUUAAAAUAUUUUUUUUAAUGUUUAUUGUUCAGUGAACAAGAAUUUGAAGUUCUGAAUAAAAUUAAACGUCAAGGACAUUGCUGUCAGUAUAUAAAGCUCCUUAGUAUUGCUGCUUGUUUGGUCACCUUACAGCAAUAUGUUUGGCCCAAUUAGGAAAAGUACCCGUACCGUUCUAUUUGGGAAGUAAUAGCAUGAAAAACCCUGAAAUUGAUACAGUUCACAUUGCUGUCAGUAUAUAAAGCUCCUUAGUAUUGCUGCUUGUUAGGUCACCUUACAGCAAUUUGUUUGGCCCAAUUGGGAAAAGUACCCGUACCGUUCUAAUUGGGAAGUAAUAGCGUGAAAAAACCUGAAAUUGAUACAGUUCACAUUGCUGUCAGUAUAUAAAGCUCCUUAGUAUUGCUGCUUGUUUGGUCACUGAAAUUGAUACAGUUCAUAUUGCUGUCAGUAUAUAAACCCUGAAAUUGAUACAGUUCAUAUUGCUGUCAGUAUAUAAACCCUGAAAUUGAUACAGUUCACAUUGCUGUCAGUAUAUAAACCCUGAAAUUGAUACAGUUCACAUUGUGAAAUCUUCAGACUGGGAAUAAUGGGUCUUGGUAAAAAUUGCACAAACCACUUUAAAUAUUUAUUUACAUACAUUUUAGCUUGAAAUGUUUAUUUUCAGUGCUCAUUUAGUGUGUUCACAUGAAGAUAGUGCAGUUUUGGCACAACGAUGACCCCAUUUUCUUUCCUUUUGGGAAUUUUUUGGACGGCAAUCGAGAAUUUUGUAGUUUUUCCUCAUUUUGGAACGUACUUUUUUCGGGUACUUUAUAAAAAGUAAAACAAUCACUGCCUUAGCACAAAGUCAGGUAUUAAGAUCACCCUGUGUUCGGAAUCAUGCAGUGUUUGUCAUCAACUGUGAGCUUGUUAGACUCUUGAGGCCUUAAUUUCUAUCUAAUCUUGAUAAAAGUUGGUCUGAAUGUUUAUUUUUACAAUAUAUAGGCAGAGUUUGUGCAUCUUAAAAUUAGGUCAUCAGGUCAAAUCUGAGACAAAUCAUUGGUAAUACUCUUGAGGCCACAUUUAUGAAUCGAUCUUGCUGAAUAUUAGUCAGAAUGUUAAGAGUGACAAUAUUUAUGCCAGGUUCAAAUCAGUGUCACUUACAUCUAAAAACUACUAGUAUGUUGCAAGGUCCAUUUUAGCAUCCACAAUAACAAAUAUUUACUUGUAAAUGUUGCAAAUUUUCUUUUUUUUGGAUCAGAUAGUUUUUUUUAAAUGUUCUAUAUUCUGUAUUGUUCUAUUAAUAUUCCAUAAAUUUGUACUAUGAUAUUAUUAAUAUCGCAGUUUUAUAUAGAAGCUUCUAUGGAUAUAUUGAUCAAUUAAAAUUAUAACGAUCUUACACUUAGUUUUUCGAUAUAUCAUCAAUAUCUUUCUGUUUUAUUCAUGAUCUUUUGGCAUUGUUAUUUGGGGCUUUAUUUUCAAAGCUCAAAUUAAUUACAUUAUUAUAGAACACCUGUUGUUGAUGUUGACUUAUCUCAAAACAAAUAUCUUUAUUUAAUGCAUGUUCCUUGUUGUAAAAUAUCUUGACAGACUUUUGAUUUGUGCAAUUACAUGUUUUAAUAAAUGAUCCACUCACUUU
Messenger RNA from Dreissena polymorpha, 7838 nucleotides. RefSeq lists its product as uncharacterized. Gene Ontology annotation, biological process: protein deubiquitination. Lineage: Eukaryota; Metazoa; Mollusca; Bivalvia; Myida; Dreissenidae. Gene Ontology annotation, molecular function: cysteine-type deubiquitinase activity. The record is from RefSeq and is a predicted model, not a curated record. The transcript is spliced from 18 exons. The coding region runs from base 119 to 4414 and encodes 1431 amino acids.